Molecule: messenger RNA, 2757 nt
Organism: Myotis daubentonii (Daubenton's bat)
Lineage: Eukaryota; Metazoa; Chordata; Mammalia; Chiroptera; Vespertilionidae
Gene: TMPRSS11F
Product: transmembrane serine protease 11F
Biological process (GO): proteolysis
Cellular component (GO): plasma membrane; extracellular region
Molecular function (GO): serine-type endopeptidase activity
Source: RefSeq, a predicted model, not a curated record
UUCUUGUUACCAAUGACUGUCAUUAUUUUCCAGCCUCCCAGCCCUGACCUGGCUGAUACAGAUCAGAUGGUGUCUGGAUAGAAGCUGCCCCAGUUCUGGGUCCAUGAUGUAUGCACCAGCUCAAUUUUCAAAAGCUGAUAAUUACCCUCCAGUUGAAUUUCAAAGAAGACAGCAAUUUUGGGACCCUAUUCGCCUAGCUCUUUUCACAUUGGUAAUUGUAGCAAUCAUAGGAAUUACGAUUGGCAUUGUUAGUCAUUACGUAGUUGAGGAUGAUAAGUCAUUUUAUUACCUUGCCUCUUUUCAAGUCACAAACGUAAAAUAUAGAGAAAAUUAUGGAAUAAAAACCUCAAAAGAGUUUACACAAAGGAGUCAUCAGAUUGAGAGAAUGAUGUCUAGGAUAUUUCGACGUUCUUCUGGAGCAGGUCGGUUUAUCAAAUCUCAUGUUAUCAAAAUAAGUCCAGAUGAAAAUGGUGUGAACAUUCUUAUGGUGCUCAUGUUUCGAUACCCAUCUACUAGUAGUGCUGAGUACAUAAGGAAAAUAAUUGAGAGGAUUUUAUAUCAAAGUCUGAAGACAAAAGAGAUGCCUUUGACUAUAAACAAACCAUCACUUACACUCACAUCUAUUGACAGCAAGAAGAUGAGGAAUCUUCUCAAUAGCCGCUGUGGAAUAAGGAUGACAUCUUCAAACAUGCCAUUACCAGCAUACACUUCUACAGAAAGGAUUGUCCAAGGAAGGGAAACAGCUAUGGAAGGGGAAUGGCCAUGGCAGGCCAGCCUCCAGCUCAAAGGGGCAGGCCAUCAGUGUGGAGCCAGCCUCAUCAGUAACACGUGGCUGCUCACAGCUGCUCACUGCUUCCGCAAAAAUAAAGACCCACGUCAAUGGAUUGCUACUUUUGGUACAACUAUUCAGCCACCCGCAGUGGAACGAAAUGUGGGGAAAAUCAUCCUUCAUGAAAAUUACUGUAGAGAAACAAAUGAAAAUGACAUUGCCCUGGCUCAACUUACCACCCGAGUUGAGUUUUCAAAUGUAGUCCAGAGAGUUUGCCUCCCAGAUUCAUCUAUAAAGUUGCCACCUAAAACAAGUGUAUUUGUUACAGGGUUUGGAUCCAUUGUAGACGACGGACCUACACAAAAUAAACUUCGGCAAGCCAGGGUGGAAACCAUAAGCAGUGAUGUGUGUAACAGAAAGGAUGUGUAUGAUGGUCUGAUCACUUCAGGAAUGUUAUGUGCUGGAUUCAUGGAAGGAAAAGUAGACGCAUGUAAGGGUGAUUCUGGUGGACCUCUGGUUUAUGAUAAUCAUGACAUCUGGUACCUUAUUGGUAUAGUAAGUUGGGGACAAUCAUGUGCUCUUCCCAAAAAACCUGGGGUCUACACGAGAGUGACUCAGUAUCGAAACUGGAUUGCCUCAAAGACUGGUAUCUAGUGUGAACUGCCCAUGAAUUAUAUCCAUGGCACACAAAGCUGAAACUCCUGCAUAUUGUACAUUAUUUAUAUUCAUGUGGUUUGGAUCAGUGCUUUUGCUGGAGGUCUCAGACCAACCCUUUGUGAUUGAACUCUCAACUCUAAGGGAAGAAGACACAGCAAAUGACAGGUAGCACUGACUCCUUGCUCACAAGGAAAACUGUGUUACUUAUUAACAAGAUGAAUACUUAUAAAUGGUUUUCCUCAAUGGAAGAUGAGGACCAUCAUUUUCCACCGGAUUUGAAGAGCUUCCAGGGCUGCCAAAAAUCUUACUUCAUAUAACAUAUGGAGCACUUAGGAUUCUUCUAGCAAAACAAGUCAAACAACAGUCUUCCCUGAGGACUCAGGACUUCAAUAUUCUGGCACUGAUGAUUGGACACUCAAUGGCUGGAAUGGAGAAGCGGGAUUUGCAAUAGAACUUGAACUCUAAUCUGCGUUUAUAAAUUACAAUAGAGAAUUAUUAUUAACCACAAGAGUUGUCAUUUUAAAAAUGUUAAAAGGUAUCUGAACUUGCUGUUAACAUUAUUUUAAACACAAGAGCACUAGCUUCAGGAUGCAUAUUGUAUUGUUAAUAAGCAAUUCUGAUUUAUUUUUUAACAGCAUCAUCAGUUAGUAUUAGCCCAGAAAGGAGAAUAAAAUAGACUCUUGGGAAUGUUUUCCCAUCAAUACAGGGAGAUAAAAAGAAUUGAUGCAACCUAGGCUAGCAGAGUUGGUUUUAAAUUAUUUGUAACAGGACAAACACUCCAGAUUUUUUAUGGAAUGAACUAUCCACUUAUUUAUUUAGAAGUAUCUACAUUACUGUAUUGUAACUGGUGCCCUUGUAAAUCUUCAGCCAUCUGACAGGUCAUAUGUCUAUCAGAAUGUCAGGUUGAGAGAGCUUACUUGUGCAAAGCACUUAGGACAGUGCCUGGUGUAUAUCAUGCACUAUAAAAAUGUUUGCUAUAAUGGAAAGGAAUGCUUCUGUGAAUUUUAAGAUAAAUUAACCUAAGUUGUCAAAUGAGUGAAUGACUUUGAGGCUUAAAUCAGCCCAAAAUCUAAUGGGGGAGAGCACAGUCUUUGGAAUUAGGCUGCCUGAGCUUGAAUAUUGGCUGUGCCUCAUAUGAGCUGUUGGUCAUUACACAGGUUUCUUAAUGUCACUGUGCAUUAGUGCUCUCAUUUUUAUGGUGGGAGUAAAAAUGGUGCCUACUCAUAUGAUUGUUAUGAGAAUUAAAUGAACUAAUAUGAGUAAAGAAAGCUCUUGGAACAGUAUCUGCACACAGUAGGCCAAUAAUAUGGACUGCUAUGAAUUAGUGUGCU